Molecule: messenger RNA, 3507 nt
Organism: Rotaria sp. Silwood2
Lineage: Eukaryota; Metazoa; Rotifera; Eurotatoria; Philodinida; Philodinidae
Source: the annotation of a GenBank genome assembly
AUGAGUCUAUCAUUUAUAGAUUAUUUAUCUAUUAUCGAAGAUGAACAAACUGGAGAAAUCAUUCUGAACGAAGAUCGUAUAGAUCAUAUACUUACUGAAUAUCGAGACCUCUAUGCUCAGAGUAAUCCUGACUUAACUGAAACUCAACGCAAAGAAGAAACAUUAAACAAACUAGCGAACAAAUUAGAUCUGUUGAAUAGUCGAAAAAACAUGGAAUAUUUAGAUAUCUGCAUCAAGGAAGAAACACUAGCGGAUGCCAAACUUGAAGUUAUUAACAAAUUUUUAGGUUCUGUAGAAUAUCUAGAUUACAACACCGUCGUCACCGAACAACAAAAUCACGUUGAAGAUGACAGAGUUGCUAAUGCUCCAGUAGAAAAACCAGAAUUAAAGCAAACCGUAGAUGAUUUUAUGGAAAAUUUUCUCUUUCGACAAAUACAAGACGAAAAUGGUCAAGCCAUCAAAGUUAAAACUACAAAACCACUUGCCGAUAAUGCCGUACAUAUCUUACCGAAAGGAACAAUACUCGAUUUAUUCAUUCGACAACAAUUAACCGAACGUGGGAAUAUUACAUUCAAACGUACUCGGACAAAAUUUCGUCUAGUUGAACCAGUUAGUCUAACCGAUGAAUUCGACUCAUGGACAUUUGACAAUUUCCAACAAAUCUUCGAUUUUUGGUUAACUGUUGAUCCCCACAAUAAUCAACAAAAAACAUUCCCUACUCGUUGGAAACUAGAUCCACGUGCUGUGAUUAAUUAUAUCAUUGGUACUGUUAGUGAUGAAACAGGCACACGAAUUCAACGUCCUAGUACAAAAUCAUUAGAAAAUUUCAUUCGUGAUGUUUGCACGAUUGAAGAUAAUGGAAUGGCAGAGGAAUGGUUUGAAGCAUUAACUACCGAUGAAGAUAUUCUUACUUAUGCACAUUUAAGUAAUUUAACAAUGCCAGAAUGGGAAAAAAUUCGAAAGUUACCAAUGAAUGCUUUGAAAACAAUUAAAUUCUAUAUCGAUCAAGAAAAAAAUCUUACUGCUGCUCGGAAAGUUUCAACAAUCAAAGAAAAAAAGAAAGAUAAUCAAUUAACUUAUUCGGAAUUAUUAGCUAAACUUCAUAUGAUCAAACUUUUUCUCAUUCAUCAAUUGAAUGGUGAAAAUGGUAUUGAAGAAAUUCCUCAUCUUGAAGGUAAAUGUGUUGAACAAGCGUUUAUUGAGAUGCAUACAGAAGGUUAUGAAGACGAUGGACUUUUUGAUGAUAUGAAACUCUUCUUUCAACCAUUAACAAUCACUGAUGAAGAAUUAAAAAUUAAUCAAAAUGAACUUAUAAACGCGAAUAAACAAGAACAAAAUGAAAUAAAAAAAUUAGAACAAGAAAUCCAAGACUUGAAUGAAAAAUACAAUCAAGUCAAUCAACAACUGCAAGAUCUCGUUCAAAAAAUGAUGAAAAAAAAAGCUGAAAGAGAUGAAUUAUUUGAAAGACAUGAAACAGCAAUGAAAGAAAACAUGUCAUAUCAAGAACGAACACGAAGAAAUUUAGAAUGGUGUCGAAAAACAUCUGAGAUGAAAAAGGAAAUUGAUACAUUUAAAAAACAAAUAACAGAAAAAGAAAAUGAAUUAAAAGAUAUUGAAACACCACAGAUGGAAAAAGACAAUCGACGGGAUACAAUCAAAGCACUUCUCGCCAAACAACAAACAAAAAUUGAUAGAAGUUUAAUUCAACUACAUCGAGGGUUUAUUAUGUAUGGACCACCAGGUACUGGUAAAUCCCAUUUAAUGAGUAAAUUAUCCAGUAAAAUCGGUAUUGCAAUGUUAGCUCCACCAUUAGCAUCGGGUAAUCUUGAACGUUCAUUAGUUGGUCAAUCUGAGGCAGUCAUAUCAAGUCUUUGUCGACGUGCAAAACGCCUCCCACAUUUAAUUUGUUGUUUAUCAAUUGAUGAAAUUGAUUCAUUAGCACCGCGACGUGAUGAAAAAUCUUCCGAAGGAAAAGUCUCAAAAAUUAGUGUACUUUUGAGUGUACUUGAAGGGGCUGAAAAUGUUCCGAAUUUAAUGUUUUUUUCUGCUACGAAUUUAUUACAUCGAAUGGAUGAAGCUUUCUUACGGAGAAUGUCUGGCAAAUUUUUCGUUGGUAGACCAUCAUCUGAAUCAAGAAAAAAAUUACUAGGUAAACUACCUAAAACCAUGUUCAAACCUAUGGUAUUGGAAAAAUUAGCCACAGCAACCACGAAUUUUAGUGGUUCUGCUCUAACGAGAUUGAAUAGUGAAAUUACUACACAUCAUCGUUGUCAACGUCGAGAUAAUCCGAAUUAUGAAGUGACUGAAGAAGAUGCACUUAUCUUAGCAGAUCGAACAGCUCGUCAUUACCAGUUAUAUCUUGGUCUUGAUACCUUACCAAGAUUACAAUUGCGUAAUUUAUACGAUCGAAAGAAAUUGUCACAAGUACGCGGUCAAUCGAACAAGGAAGAUAAUGAUUCGGAAGCAUUUCAUCUACCAAAAAAAUGUACAUUUACUGGUAAAAUUGUUAUUAGUCUUAGUGAACGUCAAGUACGAAUUGAAUGUAUUGAUGAAUUCAAUCAACGAUAUAUUAUCGAAGAUAAAUUUCGAGAAACUGAACAAAAUCUUCAACAACUUCUCGAACGCAUCACUGCUUAUGGAACUGAUCGAAAUGUCCAAUUAUUACAAUUAAUUGAUUUAAAUCUCCUCUCAUCGAAAGGUGCAUAUGAUGAACAAAAAGUAUCCGAAAUCUUAAAAGAAUGUUAUGAUGAAUGUACUGCUUAUAAACGUUCAAUGAUUGUCUAUGAUCUUGAUUCAUUAAUUGGUGUAAAUAAAUCUGAAAGUGAUUCUUCCAUGGGUACAUCAGUUAGUUCAUCGAUUAUCAAUCAACAUAUCUAUGUUUAUGUUACUAAUCGAUUUCAAGAAGCCAAAAUUGAAAAUUCAAAUCCCGAUGUAAAAGCAAGAACUGAACGAUGGGCUGUAGCUAUUGUAAGAGAUAUGUUUCUUCUGAAGAAAUUUACAAGUGAAGUAGAUUUUACACCAACUGAUGCACAACAAGAUAAAGAAGAAGAAGAUGAACGAAAAUCAACUCAAGUUAUUGCCUGUGUUAAAUGUGGGGAAAGUUAUAUUGAAAACGAAAACAAAUUAGGUAUUUGUACACAUCAUGAUGGAUUUGUUUAUGAUAAUGCUAGAGAAGACUUAAAAAAAUAUCGAUUAAGUGAAGCGAUUGAAUUAUUAAAUCUAGAAGAAUAUAAAGCUAUGAAUGCAAAUCAAAAGGAGAAAGAGGAGUUUGAACGAAAGAAAACACGAAUGAAAUUUAUUUGUUGUGGUGCUGUUGUUCAAACUGGUGGAAAUAAUGGUGGAUGUAAAAAACUUAAGCAUGGUUUUGAUCAUCCAAACCAACGAAGAACAAAUCGACAUGCUUUACUGGAAGAAGAUAUUAAACUAUGGGAAGAUGCAUGUUUUGAAAACAUUUUCUAUAAUGAUCAACGAGUCAAAUUAAUUGAAAAAAGACAACUAAACCAAUAA